This is a messenger RNA of Ilyonectria robusta, 420 nucleotides long. RefSeq lists its product as uncharacterized. NCBI's taxonomy places the organism in Eukaryota, Fungi, Ascomycota, Sordariomycetes, Hypocreales, Nectriaceae. Bases 1 to 420 code for a protein of 139 amino acids. The transcript has 2 exons. The record is from RefSeq and is a predicted model, not a curated record.
AUGCGUCCCAGGACCAAAGCUGUCCCAAGACCGCAGCUGUCCCAAGACCGCAGCUGUCCCAAGACCGCAGCUGUCCCGGAAAUUAUUCAGAAGUUUGACGGAAGCGCCACUUUAGAAAUUCGGGCGAGUGACGAAGAUAUUCGCGUCUACUUGGGCGGCCGCGCCUCGGAGCUGCCGAAAUGCGUAGGCCGUACGCCCGGGCUACAAGACGAGAUAAAGAACGGCAUCCUCCAGGCCGCCGACGGCAUGUUUCUUCUCGCACAGCUUCAUUUUGACUCCCUAAGAGGGAAGAAAUCCGCUACGGCAGUGCGCACUGCAUUAAAAGGACUUCCGGCCGGAUCGGAGGCAUAUUACCGCGCCUUCAAGGAUGCUAUAGAACAAAUCGAAGGACAGCUUGCAGACGAGGUCGAGGUUGCUUAG